Varanus komodoensis (Komodo dragon) is the source of this 3041-nucleotide messenger RNA. It is a transcript of the gene FBXO10, whose product is annotated as F-box protein 10. Gene Ontology annotation, molecular function: protein binding. Gene Ontology annotation, biological process: ubiquitin-dependent protein catabolic process; regulation of apoptotic process; protein ubiquitination. Lineage: Eukaryota; Metazoa; Chordata; Lepidosauria; Squamata; Varanidae. The record is from RefSeq and is a predicted model, not a curated record. The transcript is spliced from 10 exons. The coding region runs from base 1 to 2901 and encodes 966 amino acids.
AUGGAGAUCAGUGGCCUCCCACUGGAGUUAUGGCGCCUGAUCCUGUCCUACUUGCGCCUCCCGGACCUCGGCCGCUGCAGCUUGGUGUGCAGAGCUUGGUAUGAGCUCAUCCUCAGCCUGGACAACACCCGGUGGCGGCAGCUGUGUCUGGGCUGCAUCGAAUGCCGGCAUCCCAACUGGCCCAACCAGCCUGACGUGGAGCCCUGGUCGUGGCGGGAAGCCUUCAAACAGCACUAUCUUGCUUCUAAAACCUGGACCAAGAACAGUCAAGACUUUGAAUCUUCCAACUGCUUUUACUUGUUCCGAAGGAAAAAGGACCGGCGAGUUCUUUAUGUCGGGCCUGGCUGUGAGUUUGACAACCUGAGGAGCGCCUUGCUCUCUGCAAGCAGCUACGACAGAAUUGUCCUGUUGCCUGGGGUGUAUGAGGAACAGAGCGAAAUCUUCCUGAAGGCCCCCGUGGAAAUUAUGGGGAGGGGGAAGCUCGGUGAUGUGGCUCUGCUGGUGAGCUUUGACCAGCACUGUCCGACCAUGCGGUUAUGCAACUUGGUAUUCAUGCCCACCUGGUUCACGCCCAUUGUCUAUAAGACAAACUCAGGUCAUGUCCAGUUUGACAACUGCAACUUUGAAAACAGUCAGCUGCAGAUUCAUGCCCCAGGAACCUGCCAAGUUAAAUUUUGUACUUUCAGCCAGUCCAGCAUCAGCUUCCACAGCGUGGCCAUCUGCCUCCUGGAAAACUGCGAGUUUCUUGGGAGUGAAAACGCUUCUGUGACAGUAGAAGGUUGCCCGUCUUUGGACAGGAACUGGGCCUGCAAACACUUGACCAUGUGGGCAAAGUCCCGCUCUGUCCUGCUGCAGGCGCCAGAGCCGCCCCUGUAUGGCACAUCCAAGUUCGAAAGCCAAGGAGCCCUGCCAACAAGGAAUCCAAGGAACUGUGAAAUCGUGGUAGGUGGGGACCCCUCCACUGUGUUCCCUGCUUCCCAGACUCAUGCCAUGCCAAAGAGAGGGUGUGAGAAGGAGAAUGACAUUACCGGGAGCCUUAACCCAGCCCCCAAAGAGGAGGCCACGACCAUGGACACAGAUUCCAGUGACAGUGAACUGAGCAUCAGCAGUGAGAACGAGGACGAUGAUGAAUCGAUGUACAAAUUGCCUUACCAGGCUCAUAGCUUGAGCCAUAUGCUGGCCAAAGGGAUUCAUGGCAGGCUACAAACCAAUGGCUUAACAGCUCUUCAGAAUGACUACGAGCUGAAAACACUGUCUCAGGAGCUGCCCAAAGACAAGGAGGCCCAGGCUCUUGGCAACUCGGUGCAAGGAUGCUUCAUUCGGAAGUGCCUUUUCAGGGACGGAAAGGGUGGCGUCUUUCUUUGCUCCCAGGGGCAAGCCAGAGUGGAAGGGAGCAUCUUCAGGGACUUGACUUAUGCUGUGCGAUGCAUUCAAAACAGUAAGAUCAUCAUGCUGAAGAAUGACAUUCACCACUGCAAGACCUCAGGGAUAUUUCUGCGCCUUGGUGCUGAUGGCUUGAUUGCCGAAAACAACAUUUAUUCCAAUUGCGAAGCUGGUGUGGACAUUCGGAAAGGGGCCAAUCCCUUCAUCCUGUGCAACAGGAUCCACAGCGGCCUUCGCUCCGGCAUCGUUGUCCUUGGCAACGGAAAAGGCAUCAUCCGUAGCAAUCAAAUAUAUGGAAAUAAGGAGGCUGGCAUUUACAUUCUCUAUAACGGCAACCCUCUGGUGAGCGGGAACCACAUCUUCCAGGGUCUUGCUGCUGGCAUAGCUGUAAAUGAGAAUGGAAGAGGGCAAAUUACAGAAAAUGUUAUCCGUGAGAACCAGUGGGGCGGUGCAGAUAUCCGUCGUGGAGGGGAUCCCGUCCUCAGAAGUAACCUGAUCUGCUGCGGGUAUUCAGAUGGAGUGGUGGUUGGAGAACGUGGGAAAGGACUCAUAGAAGGAAACACCAUCUAUGGUAACAAGGGCUGCGGUGUCUGGAUAAUGUCAUCCAGCCUCCCUCACAUCACGAACAACCAAAUUGGGCACAACAGCAUCUAUGGGAUUGCGGUGUUCUGCCGCAAGGACGACGCCAACGACUACCUCGCCAGUCAAGGGGGCAAUGAGAAUUUCAAUGACGAGGGCGAAGCCACCAACUGGGAGAAUGACCCGGAGAGUGAGGACGAGUGCGUGGCCUCCCGCAGGCCCAUCAGCGUGGCCCUUGUGGAGUCAAACAACAUCAACCACAAUGGGGCAGCCGGCUUGUAUGUCAAGAGCAGCGAGGCCCUGAACAUCGUAGGAAAUGCCAUCCAUGCCAACCAGGACUGUGGGGUAACCGUCCUCCAGAGCUCCCAGCUCACACGAAUAGCCAACAACAGCAUCUCCUGCAACAGCCUCGGCGGGGUGCUGGUGGAAGCCGAGUGCCGGGUGGAGCUGCGCGGCAAUGGCAUCUAUGACAACAGCAGCCAUGGCGUCACCUCCCGGGGCGAGGGGCUCAUCGCCGAGAAUGACAUUCUGGGCAACCAAGGGAGCGGCCUCAAGCUGUUGCAGGCGGCAGACAUGAAGGUAACCAGGAAUAGGAUCCACUCCUUUCGAGGUUAUGGGAUUGAGAUGCUUGACCAGACCAAAGCCUUUGUGCAGGACAAUCUGAUUUUCCAAGGGAAGUCCAAAAAGGGCAUUUUGCAGCAGGUGUCCAGCAUGGAAGGCUGUGUUGUUCUGAACAACAAGCUCCUUGCCUUCAAAAAACGGUCUGAUGUUGGCUGGACCCUGGAGAAUCCUCCAGCGAGACCUCACAUUGAAGGAUCCUCCCGAGGCUUAUCAACAGCUGGGAACAGCCAGAAAGGCUCAAGCAUGACAGCCAGGCUAGCUGCCAGAGUGGAUGGGGGUUGCCACAACAAUGGGAGCAUCUUUUGCACAAUUCUGUGAAUCCUGCACAUUUUCCUCUGCCUUUUCUUUUCCUUGGAGACUUUCCUGUGAGAUUCCAUUGCCCAACCCAACGAGAUUGCGUUCAGAUGCUCCUGUUCGGUCUACUGUGGCAAUGGCCACUCAUCUGUGGUGGGAGUGUC